This is a messenger RNA of Suillus subaureus, 489 nucleotides long. RefSeq lists its product as uncharacterized. The transcript has a single exon. Lineage: Eukaryota; Fungi; Basidiomycota; Agaricomycetes; Boletales; Suillaceae. The record is from RefSeq and is a predicted model, not a curated record. Bases 1 to 321 code for a protein of 106 amino acids.
AUGAAAACCGAUGUCCCUAAAGUAGGAUGGUGCAUGCUAGAGGACGCCUUGCAUGAGUCACUGACCAUCAAUAAGUCGGCCAUUUCAAUUUCGACAUCUGUCAAGACUGCACAGGAUCCUGAAACGCCCUUCAUGCAGGCACCUCCGCUCUUGACUGAGCCUCGUGAUGCAGAUGACCUUCUUGCUGGUCCAAAAAGUAUCUCGCCGGACGAUGGUUCUCCUGACUUUGCAGUUCUCAAAGAGUUGAAGAGGACCGAAGAAGAUGAGAGCUUUGACGAAGUUGAAGUGCUCGAGGAAAUGCUUUUGAUUUUAAUGAGUUGAAUCGAGUCGAACAAAGAAUAAUUCCACAGGCUACUCUAGAUGAAGUUAACCGAGGUAGUGAAUUACAAUGGCGAGGAUGACGGAUAGGACGAGGCAUUCGUUUGAUAUCCGAGUCAUCGUUAGGGAUGUAUACGUAGAGUUAUGUCGGUUAUAAUCGGCAGAACUAAC